Molecule: messenger RNA, 2169 nt
Organism: Penicillium riverlandense
Lineage: Eukaryota; Fungi; Ascomycota; Eurotiomycetes; Eurotiales; Aspergillaceae
Product: fungal specific transcription factor domain-containing protein
Exons: 5
Coding region: 1-2169 (722 amino acids)
Biological process (GO): DNA-templated transcription
Molecular function (GO): zinc ion binding; DNA binding
Source: RefSeq, a predicted model, not a curated record
AUGGCCAGUCGCGGGUGCUGCGAGCCUGCGACUCUUGCACCCGCUCUAAACAGCGCUGCGAUGGGCAGCACCCAUGAACGAAAUGACCCGUGCAAUUACACGAAAGUGGUUCGGAAGCGUGGUCGCCGCCCACGAUCAGAUGGUAAUCGCAGCUUCAGACGGGAGAGUCGCGUCUCCCUGGACCUAGAUUCUCCCCAGGGGCCAGAUGGCAGUCCUCGCGAUACGACCAUGUCUAGUAGCAUGUCGGCGCAGGAGGUCCCGUACGACUUGGUACCGCCAGAUCGCCGCGCGCAAGCGAUACCUGGCACUAGUCCGAAUGACGCAGCCCAUCUCAAAAGCCCCACGGGGCGUGAGACUCUUGCACCAGCAGGAUCAUCUUUCCCAGCUCGUAAAAAUCCUUUAGAUGGAUUUUUCCCGGGUUCGUUGAACAACGCUCAAUUGGAGACCAGGGCGUUUGAUGAUGUCCCGACGACUCUCCCCGAUAACAUUUCACUGCGACAGCCAUACCGCUGUCUUGAUUCCGUGCUGCCGUAUUUACAUGGAAUUCUGACCCCAGAAGAGGCAUCCGAGAUGCUUGAGAUCUAUUUCAAUGAACAGCACAGCUCUGUAUUUAAAUCGACUUCGCCUUAUGCUCUGGCUCAUAUCUUACAUCCCGAGUCAGUCCUGCAUCCCACCGACCCGCGUCCGACAUCACCCAUUCUGCUGAUGGUCAUACUCUUUUGUGUGGCACAAACGGCGGAUAUGAAGAUCUUCGACCCUCCGGGAGCCAGAGAGCGCAUAAGCGUGGAACUCUAUCGUAUUUCAAUGGAUCUGUUCGAGCCGGAAGAUCCAGACAACUAUUUUCGGACAUCUGAUGGGUGGCAGUUUCAUCCUCAUCUCGGCACCAGCUCCCCAAGCAAUUCACAUGCAACUCCAGGUCGCCAGGCGACAGGGACAACAUUGCUCCCCAAGGCUCUUGGGUCAACGGAUAUCAUCUUGGCAGUUGCCAUUUUGACCUUGGUUAUAUCAGGAGGCCACUAUAAGGCGGAUGCUCUCAAAUGGCGAGAUAAACUCAUGCGACUGGUCCGGGCCAGCGGUCUCAGCAUGGAAGACCAAGAUUUUGACUUGGGCCCUGUGUUUCGCGGUCUUUACAAUGGCGAUUCCACCUUUCGGCGGUGGCUCAUCUCGAAAGAGGAACGGCGACGUCUCUUCUGGCUGGUUUAUUCCCUAGACCGCCAUUUGGCUCUCUCUUUCAAUCGCCGACUGAGCAUCCCGGACGGCACAUUCUGUGUUCGCACCCCUUUACCCGAAAAAGUGUGGCGAUCUCUCGAUACAGCCGACUUGAAUUGCAUCCCGGCAUGCCCAUUAGGACCGCCGACGCGCAUCUCAGGCAGUGGGUUUUUUGAAUAUUUCCUGCCCUUAGCCUCACUUCUAGGGCAUAUCAUCGAUUUGCACCACUACCGCAACCACCCCUCACUCGGCGAAUUCAUUCCCCACGACGCUAUUCGGCGCGUUGAGGCCAUGAUUGAUCAGCGGCAGCAAGAGCUUGCCGAAUUGGAGAACCAAGGCGAUGCCCUAUUCCCGGAUGGAAUCAAUUCCUUCGCUCCGCACUCCAAUGGUGGUCCGGCUCAUGGCGGAGAUACGUUUGCUUCUCCCACUGGCCUGACUCCAGGGUCAAAGCUGCCACUGUUCAAGGCAUAUAGUACAUAUCUUCUUCACGUCUUUUAUAUCUUGCUCCACGGCAAAUGGGAUCCGAUAUCCAUGAUUGAGGACAAAGAUGACUGGAUCACCUCGGAGAGCUUUUUGACUUGCGCCUCUCACGCACUGAGUGCAACGGGUGUGGUCUCUCAGAUACUUUCUCUGGAUCCAGAAAUGACGUUCAUGCCCUAUCUUUUUGGUAUCUAUUUGCUCCAAGGCAGUUUUAUUCUGCUUCUUUUCGUGGAUCGGAUGCCGGAACUUGGUCCCAAUCGAUCUGUGGAAGAGGUUUGCGAGACCAUCAUUCGCGCUCACGAAGUGAGCAUCGUCACUUUGGAUACCACUUUCCAGAAAAACUUCCGUAAGGUUUUCCGCUCGAUGCUUUAUGAUGCCCAGCAGGCUGGUCCUCAUGCAUGGGAUGAACAUAAAGCGCGGCGCAGAGAGCUACUUUCGCUAUAUCGGUGGACGCCUCUCGCUCAUGGGCUUGCCUAUUAG